Molecule: messenger RNA, 2467 nt
Organism: Hemibagrus wyckioides
Lineage: Eukaryota; Metazoa; Chordata; Actinopteri; Siluriformes; Bagridae
Gene: hnrnph1
Product: heterogeneous nuclear ribonucleoprotein H1
Exons: 11
Coding region: 681-1898 (405 amino acids)
Biological process (GO): regulation of RNA splicing
Cellular component (GO): nucleoplasm; ribonucleoprotein complex
Molecular function (GO): RNA binding
Source: RefSeq, a predicted model, not a curated record
UUAAGACAGAAGUGCUGGUAGGAAUCUGAAUGAGAGGAACCCAAUGAUUCCAGGCUUGGCAUCUGUGUUGGAGUUCUAGGAAAUCUGAGCACAUGUUCGAGUCGGAGGGAGCCAUUUUGAGGCAGGCAAGACCACAUGGAGGUUACGUAAGAUCUGAAUGUGUACAAACGAGGCACAAGGCAGGCUCCCUUAUUUCAUCUUUAGGGUCAAGUUAGAAGGUUGGAGCAGAGAUAACACUCAGCAUGCUGUAAGGAGCGGUGAACAGAUCUGCUGUUGGUUGAAGUUUAACCGGUACGAGGGGUGGUGCUACUGUCAGAGCUGUACCGUAUCCAUGCUCUCUAUCAAGAGGCAGAAAAACAUGUUAUGCAACCUUGUCUAUUUUGUGCACUGUGUUCUUAACAAAAAAGGGGUGAAAGAGCAGGGAGGGGGAAAUGGAGACUCAUAAACAAACACCUUUGCUUCUACACAUACUGCAUUGAUACUUUUCUGGAGUAUGCAAUUUGAUUUUAUUUCUAUAGCACUUUCAACAACGGACAUCAUCUCAAAGCACAGAAAUUCGGAUUUGUAUAUUUUGAUCGAGCCAAAGGCGACGAUGGCAAGGAACAUUUCCCAGAAAUGGCACUCGGAAGAAACCUCGGAAGGGAACACGUCCUCUUCUGGGUGACACCGAAUAGUGCGACAUGGCAGAUGGAGAGGGUUUUGUGGUGCGAGUGAGAGGAUUGCCUUGGUCCUGUUCAGCAGAUGAAGUCCAGAGAUUCUUCUCAGAAUGUAAGAUCGCAAACAACGGCACGAGCAUACACUUCACCUACACAAGGGAAGGGCGGCCGAGCGGAGAGGCAUUUGUGGAGUUCGAAAGUGAGGAAGAUCUGAAGAUUGCCGUGAAGAAGGACAGAGAAACCAUGGGACAUCGUUAUGUAGAAGUCUUCAAAUCCAACAAUGUGGAGAUGGACUGGGUCUUAAAGCACACCGGUCCUAACUGUCCAGACACAGCAGGGGACGGCCUGGUCAGGCUUCGAGGUCUGCCCUUUGGCUGCAGCAAAGAGGAGAUUGUUCAGUUUUUUGCAGGGUUGGAAAUCGUGCCAAAUGGGAUAACAUUGCCGGUGGACUUCCAGGGGAGGAGUACGGGGGAGGCCUUCGUGCAGUUUGCUUCACAGGAUAUAGCUGAAAAGGCUCUAAAGAAACACAAGGAAAGAAUAGGGCACAGGUACAUAGAGAUUUUCAAGAGCAGCCGUGCAGAGGUGCGUACGCACUACGAGCCGCAGAGGAAGGUGAUGGGAAUGCAGAGACCGGGACCUUAUGACCGUCCGGGUGGCCGCGGCUACAACAGCAUGAGCCGCGGGGUCUCGUUUGAGCGCGUUCGCCGCGGAGGAUAUGGAGGAGAUGGCCGUUACGGAGACGGCGGUUCCUCUUUUCAGAGCACAACUGGUCACUGUGUGCAUAUGAGAGGCCUUCCGUACAGAGCCACAGAAACUGACAUCUACAACUUUUUCUCUCCCCUGAACCCGGUGCGUGUGCACAUGGAGAUCGGACCUGACGGGAGAGUCACGGGUGAAGCCGACGUCGAGUUCGCUACACAUGAGGACGCAGUGGCCGCCAUGUCGAAGGACAAAGCCAACAUGCAGCAUCGCUACGUCGAGCUGUUCCUGAACUCGACAGCAGGAGGCGGCAGCGGUGGAUAUGGAGGUCAGAUGAUGGGAAACCAGUCGUCCUACGGGCACGGCGGUCAGCAGAUGAGCUCCGGAUACAGCGGUGGCUACAGCAACCAGAGCAGCAUGGGAGGAUACAGUGAUUACAGUAAUCAGGGCGGAAUGGGGAGUAGUUACUACGGCGGGGGAAGCCGAGGCUCGAUGGGGAUGAAUGGCCUGAACAGCAGCAUGGGCGGAGGCUGGGGAAUGUAACUAACACUCCGACCUCCACUGACCUCCCCGAUUUAAUGUUUCUCCAUGAUUUCAUUUGCUUUCCUAGUGCAACUUUUUUUUUUUUUUUUUAAUUGCUAUUUUUACCUUACGAAGUGAAAACUUUUGUCCAAACUGGAUUAUUACAGUUUUAUUUUCGCUCUUGUUUUUGUAUUAAAAGUGAAGUACGUUUCUGGAAGUUUCUUUAGCAAUGGCAAAGUUGCUUAUCAGUUAGUUGAAAUGUAUUUAAUUGCACAAAGAUUUGACCACGUUUCUCUCCCGAAUGUCUGGAGUGGGGGGGAAGUAUUCUGGUUUCCAGUGAGAAGCUGAAAAUGUUGUACUGUUGUAAAGCAUGUGUUGCAGAAGUCCAGAGGGAGUCGUCGCCGUAGUAACUCUAAUGUUAAACAGAUGCAUGCAGUGAUAGUGUUUUGAUAGUGUGAGCCUCUCUCUAACUGUAAUUGUUUUGUAGUGUGACACGAGGAACGGAUUUGAGGUCCAGUUUUCAUUUUUGCACAGACGAGCUGAUAUUUUUGCUGGGGAUGUGUUUAUUAAAAUAUGUAUCGUUCUAUGAA